GAGAAAGUGCAGCGGCCGCCAUUUUGAGUGGUCGCUUAGAGCAGAGAGUUGUCUGGAGCUUUGCGGAGCCGAAGGGCGACUUAAGCGCUCGCUGGGAAGUGGACGCAUCGGGCGCUGCACCUACACCAGUCUAUUCCGUAUCGACGUUUGCUCUUGAAGUCAAUCACCAUGAGCGAAGUGGAGGGACGAGAAUCACGUUCCAAGUCACCAGCUGAAAGUGCACCACGUGUGAAAUCUGAGAGCAGAUCCAGAUCCCGUAGUGCAUCAAGGGCUUCCAAACGUUCUAAAUCCCGUUCCCGAUCCAGGUCCAAGUCAAGAUCCAGAUCUAGAAGGCAUUCCCACAGACGAUAUUCCCGCUCACGCUCCCGUUCCCACUCUCGCAAAAGGAGGUCAAAGAGUAGGUCCUACACACCAGAAUACAGGCGACGAAGGAGCCGCAGUCACUCUCCUAUGUCCAACCGAAGGAGACAUAAUGGCAGCAGGGCAAACCCAGAUCCCAAUCUAUGUAUUGGCGUGUUUGGCCUAAGUUUAUAUACAACAGAAAGAGAUAUAAGAGAAGUCUUUUCUCGUUAUGGUCCCCUUGCUGGUGUCAAUGUAGUUUAUGAUCAGCGUACUGGAAGAUCAAGGGGCUUUGCCUUUGUCUACUUUGAACGAAUUGAAGAUUCCAGAGAGGCUAUGGAACAUGCAGAUGGAAUGGAACUGGAUGGCAGGAGAAUCCGGGUUGACUACUCCAUCACAAAAAGAGCACACACCCCAACGCCAGGCAUAUAUAUGGGAAGACCCACCCACGGUGGAGGAGGUGGUGGAGGAGGAGGAGGCAGCAGCAGCAGCAGCAGCAGCCGCCGUCGUGACUCCUAUUCCGAUAGGGGAUAUGACCGGGGCUAUGACAGAUAUGAUGAAUACGACUACAGGUACAGGAGGCGAUCCCCAUCACCUUAUUACAGCCGAUACAGGUCCAGGUCACGAUCACGUUCUUACAGCCCAAGGCGCUAUUAGGACUUUCAGGAUGUGCUUUUUAACCUUAUUGGAUUUAGCCCUUUUUUUAGUUUUUGCAUUUUUGUUAAAUGUACUGUUCUGUGAAUAUUAGUUGUAUUGCUGUAGUUUUUGUUUAGCAAACCUAAGCAAAUACAAACUAUGCAUUCACUUGAAAAUUUGGUGUCUGUAUAACCAUGAUUUGGUCUGAUCGCCAGGGGUUUUCCCCUCCAACCACUAUGGUCUUCAAAAGGACACUGGGAGGGGGGCUGUGAAACUAUUUUUGUGCAUAUAGAAAAGCAGUGUACAAUAAACAUAUUUUUUUUCUGA
Xenopus laevis (African clawed frog) is the source of this 1302-nucleotide messenger RNA. It is a transcript of the gene tra2a.L, whose product is annotated as transformer 2 alpha homolog L homeolog. Gene Ontology annotation, molecular function: RNA binding; nucleic acid binding. Lineage: Eukaryota; Metazoa; Chordata; Amphibia; Anura; Pipidae. The transcript is spliced from 8 exons. The record is from RefSeq and is a predicted model, not a curated record. Gene Ontology annotation, cellular component: nucleus. The coding region runs from base 169 to 996 and encodes 275 amino acids.